Messenger RNA from Trichomycterus rosablanca, 4173 nucleotides. RefSeq names its product DEAH (Asp-Glu-Ala-His) box polypeptide 16 (gene dhx16). The record is from RefSeq and is a predicted model, not a curated record. The transcript is spliced from 21 exons. Gene Ontology annotation, cellular component: intracellular anatomical structure; catalytic step 2 spliceosome. NCBI's taxonomy places the organism in Eukaryota, Metazoa, Chordata, Actinopteri, Siluriformes, Trichomycteridae. Gene Ontology annotation, molecular function: helicase activity; RNA binding; ATP binding. The coding region runs from base 62 to 3220 and encodes 1052 amino acids.
GGACCAACGGAAGUGAACGCGGGAGACAGUGUGUGUAGCAGAAGCUAACGCUGUGUUCAGCAUGGCUAAUCUGGAGCAGUGGGUCAGCGACCGGCUUCAUGACAUCCUGGGCCUGAGUGACAGAUAUGUAGCCCAGUUCAUGAUCGGCCUGGCACGGAAAUCCUCUGCCCCACAGGACUUUGUGGAAAGGCUAAAACAGACUGGCACUAUUGAUAUCGAUCAGAGAAUAACAGCAUUUGCUCAGGAGUUAUACAACAAGGUUCCAAAGAAACAGGUUGUGGAGAAAGCUUCAAGGGUUUUAGAGCGACAGGUCAUGGAGAUGGAGAGGAAGAACAGGACCUACACUCUUUUGGAGGACAGUGACAGUGAUGAAGAGGUGCACAAAGACAAAGGCAAGAAGAGCAAAGACAAGGACAGAGGGAAGAAGAGAAAACACAUCAGAAAAAGAGAUGAAAGUUCCUCAUCCAGCGAGGAUGAAAGGAAGAAGAACACUUCCAAAGCCCUUUCGAAUGAUUCAAGGACAACACAGAAAGAGGAAGAUGAGGAAGAGUGGGAGAAAGAGGAGCGAGAAAGACUGCAAGAUCUGGAAGAGAGGGAUGCCUUUGCAGAGCGUGUAAAACAGAAGGACAAAGACAAGACCAGACACAUACUUGAACGAAAUGACAAAAAGGCAUAUGAGGAGGCACAGAAAAGACUGAAGAUGGCUGAAGAAGAUCAGAAAAAAAUGGUCCCUGAACUUCGGAAACAGUCCCGGCGGGAAUAUUUGGCCAAACGUGAGCAGGAGAAGCUGGAGGAUCUAGAGGCUGAGAUUGCUGAUGAGGAAUACCUGUUCUCCAGUGAGAAACUCACUGACAGUGAAAGAAAAAAACUGGAUCACAAGAAAAAGAUCAGAGACCUGGCAAAAGACUAUAAAAAAGCAGGAGCAAAGGAGAAGGAGGAGAGGAAAAACCGAUACUAUAUGCCAGAAGAAAAACGUAACAAGGAUAUUCCUCAGAGGGACAUGGAGCUGGAGCUUGAUGAGGGCCCUAAAGAAGGUGGAGGAGAGCAGGGGCGCUGGGAGGAAGCGCGGGUUGCUACUGCAAUGCUGCAGUUUGGUGCCAAAGAGGAAAGAGAGCGGCGUAUAAAGGAGGAGAAGGAGAAGUACCAGCUAGUGCUUGAGGAGGAUGAGAUGAUUAAUUUUGUGAGCACUGCUAUUACCAUGAAGGGAACACUCUCUGAAAAGAAUGUUGAACCUGAGCUUUCUCAGGCUGAGAAACAGAAGCAGUCCCUUCAGGAGGUGAGACGCAGUCUGCCUGUAUUUCCCUACAGAGAAGAUUUACUUGCUGCUAUCAGAGACCACCAGAUCCUGGUCAUUGAAGGGGAAACUGGCUCUGGUAAAACAACCCAGAUUCCUCAGUACCUCAUGGAGGAUGGUUAUACUAAAGGAGGAAUGAAGAUUGGGUGCACCCAGCCUCGAAGAGUUGCAGCUAUGUCUGUAGCAGCCAGAGUGGCUCAAGAAGUGGCAGUUAAGUUGGGAAAUGAGGUGGGCUACAGCAUUCGUUUUGAGGACUGCACCUCUGAACGCACUGUGCUUAAAUACAUGACCGAUGGAAUGCUGCUUAGAGAGUUUCUUACUGAACCUGACCUGGCAAGUUACAGUGUAAUCAUCAUUGACGAGGCUCAUGAGAGAACGCUACACACAGACAUAUUGUUCGGGCUGAUCAAAGACAUUGCACGUUUCCGGCCUGAUUUAAAGGUGUUAGUGGCCAGUGCCACUCUGGACACGGAACGGUUUUCCUGCUUUUUUGACGAUGCGCCUGUCUUUAGAAUUCCUGGACGCAGGUUUCCUGUGGACAUUUAUUACACCAAGGCUCCAGAGGCUGAUUAUCUGGAGGCAUGUGUGGUUUCAGUACUACAGAUUCAUGUUACACAGCCUCCUGGUGAUAUCCUUGUGUUUCUCACAGGACAGGAAGAGAUUGAGGCUUGUUGUGAGCUGCUGCAGGAGAGGUGUAGAAGGCUUGGCUCGAAGAUCUCUGAGCUUUUAGUCCUCCCCAUUUAUGCCAACCUGCCCUCUGACAUGCAGGCCAAAAUAUUUAACCCAACACCACCCGGAGCUCGCAAGGUUGUGGUAGCAACAAACAUAGCUGAAACCUCCCUCACCAUUGAUGGAAUCAUCUAUGUGAUUGACCCAGGUUUCUGCAAACAAAAGAGCUACAACGCCAGAACAGGGAUGGAGUCUCUGAUUGUUACACCAUGUUCACGGGCUUCAGCCAAUCAGCGGGCAGGCCGAGCAGGUCGUGUAGCUGCUGGCAAAUGUUUCAGGCUCUACACAGCCUGGGCCUUCAAACAUGAGAUGGAGGAAAGCACAGUGCCUGAGAUCCAAAGAACCAACCUGGGAAAUGUAGUCCUGCUAUUGAAGAGUCUGGGUAUAAAUGAUUUGAUUCAUUUUGACUUCAUGGACCCUCCUCCACAUGAAACGUUAGUUCUGGCUCUGGAGCAGCUAUAUGCCCUUGGUGCCCUUAACCAUCUUGGAGAACUUACUAAGUUGGGUAGGAGGAUGGCUGAGCUUCCUGUGGACCCCAUGCUGAGUAAAAUUAUCCUAGCUUCUGAGCAAUAUAAGUGCUCUGAGGAGGUAUUAACCAUUGGUGCAAUGUUAUCUGUCAACAACGCCAUCUUCUACCGGCCCAAAGAUAAAGUGGUGCAUGCAGACAAUGCCCGAAUGAACUUUGUGGUGCCAGGGGGAGAUCAUCUAAUGCUACUUAACGUAUACUCACAGUGGGUGGAGAGUGGUUAUUCCACUCAGUGGUGUUUUGAAAACUUUAUUCAGUUCCGCUCAAUGAGGCGAGCGCGAGAUGUGAGGGAGCAACUGGAGGGGUUGAUGGAUAGAAUCGAGGUGGAAGUGUGCAGUGCAAAUGGUGACAACGUCUGCAUACGCAAGGCGAUUACAGCGGGUUAUUUCUACCACACAGCUCGCCUCAGUAAGGGAGGCUAUAAGACGGUGAAACAUCAGCAGACAGUGUAUGUGCACCCCAACAGCUCACUAUUUGAGGAACAGCCACGGUGGCUCAUCUACCAUGAGCUGGUCUUUACCACCAAGGAGUUUAUGAGACAGGUUAUUGAGAUAGAUAGUGGCUGGCUUCUGGAAGUGGCUCCUCAUUACUACAAGAACAAAGAGCUGGAGGACAGCAGCAGCAAGAAAAUGCCUCGCAAACAGGGUAAAGCUCGAGAGGAGUUGGGCUGAACACUGAGAGCGAUACGUCUUUCAUAUACAGGCCUGAGCUGAAUGAGCCUGGCAGAGACUUUAAGCAACAGCUGAAGAACUCUCACUGUUCGGGCCAUGGUACUGUGGUUUGUGGAACUGAACUGUGCUUAUGGUGGACAAAAACCUUUUUUUGAAGUUGGUAUUUCUAUUUGGUUCUAUAAGUUCUAAUAUGUUAACAUUGUUAAAAUGGCAGUAACACUGCAACAAUGACUGCAAAAUUAAUUCCACCCAAUUCUUGUUUCUUUUGGUAAAUCUGUUAUAAUUGGCUGUAAUUAUGAGUUUUUUGAAACUCAUAAUACUAAAAUAAAGCAUUUUGUGCCAUCCCAUUAGAAGAAUGCUAGGCAUGCUAUGAGCUACCCUGUUCCAUUAAUAAACACAGUGUACAAUGGGUGUAUAUUAGGUUACCUAUUAGUGUGCAAUUCAACUGCAUACAGACUACAUUUUUACUUGGCAGGUUUAUAGGCUAAUGCAAAAUAAAUUAGACACCCUUGGUCAAAUUAAUUUUUUGUUAUAUUUUCUAAGAGUAGACACAAUUAUUCCAGGAGCACACUUAAGCAAAUAAUAAGGCACAUUUUUUCCAAGUAUGGAAAAUUCAACAGAUGCAUUAAAAUUAUGCACUACAAAUUUCAGAUAAAACAUUUGUUCACUGAGGGUGUAUUAACUUACUUCUGUUUAGCAAAUCAGCAAAACAAUAAAUUUGACCAUGGGUGUCCAAACUUUUGCACAAGACUAUUUUGUGUACUAAUAUGUUUGUAUUGUAAAUACAUUUUUAAAAUCCAUGUCUCAUUGGUCAUAUUUACUCUGUAUUUUAAAUGCCUAAUAAAUCAAACACUGGCCAAGGAACCAAACUCAAGUUCAUUAGUCCAGUUUGGAAUAGCUUCAUGCACUUCUGGUGUCCCUUAUAUGUAGCAGGCUAAUUUAGUACUAGGUAA